CCCCUCCCUUCUCGCCACUCUCCCUCAUUGACAUUUCCACUCGGCUACGGAUCUAAAGCUUGGGCACAUUUGUUCUAUCGGAGGUCCAUGCGUGAAACAACCUGGGAGGGUGAAAAAAGAAGAAGCGAAUUUACACGAACAGAAAACGCUUGGACACACCUGCUGCUUGGAUAUCCCCUCCGUCUCCUUUUCCUCUCCAGCACCCUUUUGGAAACUAAUUUUUUUUUUUCACACGGCCUCUCGCUCCUUCACUUCCACGAGAGAAGACCGGUCAUCACCGUGGUUUUUUUUCCUCCCUUAUUUUUUUUCUUUCUCUGUGUGGGCCGUGGACAACACGCUGCAUAAUUUGGUUUUGACAGCGACAGGAUGCCCCAAAAAGGGAGGCAUUAAGUAGUGAAAACGGCAGAUGAUUGACUAAAUUGUAAUACAGUGGACAGUCAACUCUGUUUCCAGGCAAGUUUAAAAUACAAAUACAAACAUACAACACCAACGAGGAUGCUAAACUUAAACUGCACUAAACAACUAAAUUUUUUAAAAAGGAAGGAGAUGACAGAAACCUAUUUAGAAAAUGUGUGUUGUGUGUGUGGCUUUAUUUUUAUUUUAUUUUCUUGGAGUGUGAUGCUAACCUAUUUUUAUGAUUUUCCCUGUGACGCUCAGAGUACCACAAUCAAGCCACGUGGGAGUCUGGCGUAGCCUCAAUGAUGCAGAACAAGGUGUAUGACAUCUGUGAUGAAGGUCACAGCGGCGUCAACCAGCUCGGCGGCGUGUUCGUAAACGGCAGACCGCUGCCGGACUCCACCAGGCAGAAAAUUGUAGAACUCGCCCACAGCGGUGCUCGACCCUGCGACAUCUCCCGAAUACUACAGACCCAUGAUGAAGUCCAAGUGGUGGACAGUGAAAAGGUGUCCAACGGCUGCGUGAGCAAAAUUCUGGGCCGCUACUAUGAGACCGGCUCCAUAAGACCGCGGGCCAUCGGCGGGAGCAAGCCCCGGGUCGCCACGCCGGAAGUGGUUGCCAAGAUCGCGCAGUACAAGCGAGAGUGUCCGUCAAUCUUCGCCUGGGAGAUCCGCGACCGUCUUUUAUCGGAGGGCAUCUGCACCAACGACAACAUACCCAGUGUGUCAUCGAUAAACCGAGUCCUCCGCAACCUGGCGAGUGAGAAGCAACAGAUGGGCGCAGAUGGCAUGUAUGACAAGCUGAGGAUGCUCAACGGUCAGACAGGAAGUUGGGGGACCCGGCCCGGCUGGUACCCCGGAACAUCGGUGCCGGGCCAGCCCAAUCAAGACGGCUGCCAGCCGCAAGACGGCGUCGGAGAAAACACAAAUUCCAUCAGCUCAAACGGCGAGGACUCGGAGGAGACUCAGAUGCGCCUGCAGCUCAAGAGGAAGCUGCAGAGAAACCGCACCUCCUUCACGCAGGAGCAGAUCGAGGCGCUGGAGAAAGAAUUUGAGAGAACUCAUUACCCAGACGUAUUUGCACGAGAGAGACUAGCGGCCAAAAUUGACCUCCCAGAAGCAAGAAUACAAGUGUGGUUCUCCAACAGGAGAGCAAAGUGGAGGCGGGAGGAGAAGCUUCGCAACCAGCGUCGACAGGCCAGCAACUCUUCCAGUCACAUUCCCAUCAGCAGCAGCUUCAGCACCAGCGUGUACCAGGCCAUCCCGCAGCCCACCACACCUGUGUCGUUCACCUCGGGGUCCAUGUUGGGCCGAGCCGACUCAGCCCUCACCAACACUUACAGCGCACUGCCCCCAAUGCCCAGCUUCACCAUGGCCAACAAUCUACCUAUGCAACCCAGCCAGACCUCCUCCUAUUCCUGCAUGCUGCCUACCAGUCCGCCUGUGAACGGGCGCAGCUACGAAACAUACACGCCCCCGCAUAUGCAGGCACAUAUGAACAGCCAAUCAAUGACCGCUUCUGGUACCACCUCAACAGGACUCAUCUCUCCUGGAGUGUCUGUCCCAGUGCAAGUCCCCGGGAGCGAGCCUGACAUGUCUCAGUACUGGUCUCGACUACAGUAGAGAGAAGAGCUACUUCACCUUGUGAGCUCCAACGCGGACCUCCUCAUACACACACUCCACACACACAUAUACACAGAAGAGGAGGUGAAUGGGGACUUGCGUAGCUCCGGGCACAUUCAAACGAGGACAGGAUAAAAAAAAGACAAAUGGACCUCUGUAAAAGUGCCCAGUGUUACAUUUUUAUGGAACAAACAAACAAAAAAAAAAGAAAGAUUUUUUUUUUUUUUUUUUUUUUUUUUUUUUACAAUUUCCAGUCAUUGUUUCCUCUUUUCUUUCUGGUGUGUUAGUAAAUGGCCAUUUGUAUGUGAAUAUGAACGAUCAAGUGCUGAUAGAUGGACUACUAGGAAACCAUGUUGUCGACACUCUGCCAUGACUAUCUUUUAAUGUGCUUAUAUCCAGACGCUCUGUGCAUGGACGCUGUUGCAUAUCAUGACUGGAGGGAAGACCCUUUGAAAAACUAUUUAUUGUCCCCACGAGGAAAGAGGCUGCAGUCCAACACACACAUGCACACACACAGAUUGCUUUGUAAAGCAAUCCAACUGGGACCUCUGCCGCAUCUCGCGAGGACCAAUGUGGAAGCCUGUAGUCUGUAAAUGGUAGACUGCGUCUUUGCUCUAAUUUCUUUUGUUUCUUGUCCAAAUGUAAAGUACUUGUCUUCCCUCAAGAGAGAGAAUGAGAGAGAGAAAAUUCUCCAAUAAAAGUUGAUUUCAUUUACAACCCCUUCCUCCUCCCCCCCACCAAGAAUAUUCUAUAAAUGUUCCAUGCAUCAUCAUAAAGUACAUUCUUUAGGGUCAGGUACAAUUUGUCUCUUAGCUAUAGUUGUAAUAUAGUGUCCUAUGGUCAAAAAACUGUGUGCGACUAGAAAUAUUUAAUUCUUAUAAUUAUGAUUAAACAUUGCUUGACAGAGUUUUAAACUUAAGUGUUUGGCAGUUGUUUACAAGUACAUAUCAGAUUUAAUCAUUGUUGAUUGUAAAACAGACCAAAGCCUUUGUAUUUCAUCUAGUACACAAUGUUUUUUUUCUAAAAGAUAUUAGUCUUGUGUUGCAACAUUUUGUAAACACGUCUUGGGUUCGACGACAUCGGCUUCGAGUUUGUACAACUGCGGCAGAGCCCCGCGGUCCUUAUUUAUAAUUGAAGACCAUGGGAGGUUUUUUUUUUUCCUCGCAUCAUCUAUCAUGCUCUUUUACUUUUGUUCUAUUUUAUUUUCAUGUCGGUGUGUAUG
This is a messenger RNA of Syngnathus acus (greater pipefish), 3240 nucleotides long. RefSeq names its product paired box 6b (gene pax6b). The transcript is spliced from 14 exons. The coding region runs from base 699 to 2018 and encodes 439 amino acids. NCBI's taxonomy places the organism in Eukaryota, Metazoa, Chordata, Actinopteri, Syngnathiformes, Syngnathidae. Gene Ontology annotation, molecular function: DNA-binding transcription factor activity, RNA polymerase II-specific; RNA polymerase II cis-regulatory region sequence-specific DNA binding. The record is from RefSeq and is a predicted model, not a curated record. Gene Ontology annotation, biological process: regulation of transcription by RNA polymerase II; anatomical structure development.